This is a messenger RNA of Paramecium tetraurelia, 1359 nucleotides long. RefSeq lists its product as uncharacterized. The transcript has 6 exons. The record is from RefSeq and is a predicted model, not a curated record. NCBI's taxonomy places the organism in Eukaryota, Ciliophora, Oligohymenophorea, Peniculida, Parameciidae.
AUGAAUUAAUAAUAAUCCCAAGGUUCAACUCCCAGGAGAAAUAAUUCAGAAAUUAGUAUCGAGGCUCUACCAGUAGAAUCUGAAUCAAUAAACUAUUUAUAGAUAGCCUAUAGUUGGCUAACUACAGCUCUUUUGAUAAUGAUACUAUUUAAUUGUUUCUUGACCUUGUUACUUUCAUCCUUCACAUUUAAUCUGAGCCUUAGAAUACCCAUUCUAUUUCUCAGCAUCGGACAUCUCCUAUAUUUGAUCAAAAUUUGUAUUUCUUUUCACUAGAUUCCAGAUUUCUGCUUUGAAUUGUUGUGGGGUGUUGGAUUAAUAUCUUAUUAUAGUUGCUUGAUUUAUUUUGUUGAUAACAACGACUUCUAAAUGCAAUACUUGUCAAUGUUUUUGACACUCUAUACAACCAUAUGGUUGAUGCAAUCGAUGAUUUCGUUAUAUAGGAACAAAGAUCAAGCCAAUCAACAGAAAUUAAUUGUAGUAUUAAUAAGAUUUUGUUUUGUUACUCAGUUAAUGUUCAUAAAUAUGAAACUUAUAAAUUGGUUGUCAAUUAGAUGGAUCUACACAUUUUCGAUAUUAUGGAUAUUUUUAUUAAUUGUGAUACUUUUGAAAUUGUUUUCUCUAUUCAGAUUGUCAAAUCUAAUAAAUCAAUAUUUCAAUAGUAGAGCGGAUUAAAGGCAAAAACUGAUGAUUAACAUAAUUGGGAUGAUUUGGGUCAAUUUAUUUCUUUUUGGUUUUUGUGGUAUGCCUGCCUAUACCCUCUGUAAAAUGUGUAUUUUCUUGGACUAAAAUAUGGAACAUAAUUAUUACCUUUCAAUAUUAACUAGUGUGUUCUAUACUUUGGUCUUUUCGGUAUACACCUUAUAUCGCAAAAAAAUACUAUCAGCUUUUAUAUUAAAUGAAUUAAAACCACAAACUCAAACAUAUCCUGAGGGAGAACUGGAAAUCAUCAGUUUUCCAAGUUCUAGAAAUCAAAAGAAAUUUGUUCAUUAAUGUAGGGAUAACAUUUUAAAUGAUUUUCCUAAACAACUUAUUAGGAUCUCAAGUACCUACUAUCUACCAGAGGAUCAAAGGAAUUAAACUGAAAUAAAUUCAGCUGCUCUUAACAUAAAAUCUCCCACUUUAACUGAAGUAGUCUAACAUGAUGAAACUAUGAAAUAAUGUUUUAAUUGUUUUCAAUAACAAAGUUGUACAGUCAAUAUACCAUGUGGUCAUGGAGGAGUCUGUUCAAAUUGUGCUGUUGAUUGGUUCAAACAACGAAAGGAAUGUUUAAUAUGUAGAAGUUAAAUAUAGGCAAUCUUGAAAGUUGCUAAGGCAGAGAAUCAUAGAGUUAAAGUAGUGGACAUAAUUGUGUCAAAUUGA